Molecule: messenger RNA, 1656 nt
Organism: Exophiala spinifera
Lineage: Eukaryota; Fungi; Ascomycota; Eurotiomycetes; Chaetothyriales; Herpotrichiellaceae
Exons: 1
Coding region: 1-1656 (551 amino acids)
Source: RefSeq, a predicted model, not a curated record
AUGAUAGAGAUCGACUUCAUCCAGUAUAACCCCUCGCAGGGCCCUCGACAGCGAGACCUAGACCGAUUGCGCGCCAUAUCCCACGCCGCCCGGGUGACCCACGAGAACCGCAGGCGGUCCACCAAGCGCCAUGUCAUCGCCCUUAACCGCGGCCAGUCCAGUAUUGACCGUCAUGACAAAACCGACCGAGAGGAGGAAGACCGCUAUGAAGAAGUCGUGGGAGAGCCAAUUCUAGUAGUCUCAGCAGCCUUCCAGGGCAACUCGGAUCCAUUCUCAUGUGUCGCAAUCAACAUCACAUCGGAGCUGAACAGAGUCCUCACCUUCGCCAGAGACGUUGUUCUGCAGGCACAUUACACCCCUUUCGCGAUCCGCACAAUGUCGUACCAAACAGCCAGCCGUUUCGAACAGCCGACCGUUGGAAGAGCCUGGGCCGACAUAUCCGCGAGCCUCCGCGACGAGGGCACUGCUCUUGCUCGCCUGACGACCUACAGCCAGCUCCUGAGCAACUGCGUGGCUGACCCCAAGGAGUUGAGAACUUUGGUGUUGCGGAUGCGCCAACGAAGUCUUUACCUGCUGCGCAAAAAGCUGGAAGGUCACUCGAAACUGUCUGAAGCUGAAGAGAGGGGCAAUUUGAAGCGGCACAUAUUUGGACUCUUCGACGCUGAAUGUUUCUGCGGGGACACGGAAGCCGCUCUUGUUCAUGGUAAGGCCUUGCAACAGCUGACGAAUGAGAGCAACACGCUCGACAUCCCUCUGGCACAGAGGCUGCUCUAUAUCAUUUGCCACACGGCAGCCUCCAGAGGACAGAGAACCCUGUCGACCGUCAGUAAAUGGAUCAUACAAAAGUUCGACGUCAUAUUUGAGAGGAGCCUGCCAUCCCAGCCCCUGGGUGUCUUGAAAGUUCCAUACGUCCAUACGAAUGUCACCUUGCCCGAGUUGCAAGAUGUGUUUGUGGGAGUCAGGUAUUUAGCAGAGUGGACCUUGCGAGAACCACAGACAGACGACUCAGAAGCCAUUGAUUCUGCAAAGGAAAAGGAGGCGGCUUUCCUGUAUGCAACGGUGCAGGCUCUGGUCAACAUGAGCCGCCUCAACGACAUGUACCACGACCUCGUCGAAGCCGUGUGGAUGGCUGAUGCCGGCGAUGGCGAGAGAUACACUCAAGUAGGACUGGCUGUAGCUCUGAACUACAUGACUCGGAAGCUGUUUGGCGACUUGACCAUCAACGGUGUCAACGUGCGGGAUUUCUCGGCUGUUCAUAUGGAGCAGCUGAAGUCAGCCUUGCAACUGGCAUACACCUCUAGCAGCCCCGAGGAUUACGCCUUCUUCGCACCAGCACACUUGUGGCUUCUAUUUAUCGGAGCUUCAUGCGAACACAAGGGGAAAGAGAAGAAGCCGCUUGCUGACAUGUGGUUCAGUCCACUCCUCAUGUUUCAGGCUAGGGCCAUGGGAGUGGUGAGUUGGUCACAAAUGCGUGCGCUGGCUGAGCAGUUCUUAUACACCAGUGCACUUGAACCGGACGGUGGCCUCUGGUUCGUUUCCCUCAUGAAGCGGUUGGAGUACUCAUCGCCUCAAAGCAAGCUGGCUAUGCUGGCCAAAUUUCCCUGGUUUCUCAAGCACAAAGGUGGACUGCGUCGAAGCGAGGAAGGCUUGUUCUAG